AGUUUCUCUAAUAAGUGGGGGAGAGGAGAGAAUUGUGAACUGAGGGAAGCUCUCGGAAUCGUUUUGUUCGCAGUGGAGGAUGUGGUGUUACGAUUGGGGAGACGGUCAUGGCUCUGACUUCUUCGAUUUCGAUUUCGAGAACUUCAAGGAUCACUACAAAGUUCUUGAAUUGAACUGUGACGCUUCUGAUGAUGAGAUUCGUUCCAGCUUUAUUCGUCUUGCACUGAAAUGGCAUCCGGACAAAUUUAAAGAAGAGGAUUCUGCUACUUCUAGGUUUCAAGAAAUCAACGAGGCUUAUCAAGUACUGAGCGACCCAUUUACAAGGAAGGAGUACGACAAGAAAAGGAUGCGUCGUAUCUACCAGCACAACACGGAACUAUUGAAUGAGUACAAGGAGCUCAUACUGACUUGCAAUGGCCUUGGGAUGAAGCAUUACCUUUGGUAAAAAUUAGUAAAUUAAGAUUAGGUGAUGAUGAUAUGUAAUCAGUUUGUAUGAUGAUGAAUUAGCAUAUGUAGCAGGGUUUGAGUUUAGGAUCAUCAUCAGCAUAUUAUUAUUUAGCAGGGUUGAGUUUUGUUACUUGUGAGCGAAAGGGGCAUCAAUUAGACACUAAAUCAAGUUUUUAGAGUCUCUGCUUUUCACAUUAUGAUCAAAUGGUUUUAUUAGUCAUCUCUCGAUCAACCAUUAUAUA
Camelina sativa (false flax) is the source of this 689-nucleotide messenger RNA. RefSeq lists its product as uncharacterized. Gene Ontology annotation, cellular component: nucleus; cytoplasm. The record is from RefSeq and is a predicted model, not a curated record. NCBI's taxonomy places the organism in Eukaryota, Viridiplantae, Streptophyta, Magnoliopsida, Brassicales, Brassicaceae.